Cavia porcellus (domestic guinea pig) is the source of this 2241-nucleotide messenger RNA. RefSeq names its product zona pellucida glycoprotein 2 (gene Zp2). The transcript has 18 exons. The record is from RefSeq and is a predicted model, not a curated record. Lineage: Eukaryota; Metazoa; Chordata; Mammalia; Rodentia; Caviidae. Gene Ontology annotation, molecular function: acrosin binding; structural constituent of egg coat. Gene Ontology annotation, cellular component: egg coat. Bases 82 to 2226 code for a protein of 714 amino acids. Gene Ontology annotation, biological process: binding of sperm to zona pellucida; prevention of polyspermy.
AGUUGCAAGAGGGUGGGGUUUCAUCCUGCUUCUUGCCAUAAGAGCACAGAGCAGCCCACUGUCUGCCUGGUGCCUUUUGCAAUGGCGUCCAGGCAGAGAGGAGGUUCUGUGAGUUUCCCAAGCUGCUCUACGGCAGCCUGGAGGUCAUUUUAUCUCUUCUUCACUCUUGUGACUUCAGUGAAUUCAGUUGAUCUUCCUCAGUUGAACCCUCCCUCCCCAGGUAUUGUUACUUGCAAUGAAAAUGGACUAACAGUUCAGUUUUCAAGAAGCCUUGACAUCAAGAAAUGGCGAGCAUCUGUGGUGGAUCCCUUUGGUGUGGAAAUGAUGAACUGUACUUAUGUCCUGGACUCCGAAAUGCUCAUCCUGAAGGCCCCAUAUGAGACAUGUUCCAGGAGAGUGACUGGUGGGCACCAGAUGAACAUCAGAGUCAUGGAUAACAGUGCUGCUUCAAGAUCUGGGGAUGCCAUACACCAGUUUUUCUGCCCGGCUGUGCAAGUAGAAUUACACGAGCUUUCAGAAUCCACAGUCUGUAUGAAAGACUUCAUUUCUUUUUCCUUUCCACAAGUUCUUCGUGGCAUGGCCGAUGAUGCUGAGACAAACAAAUCCAGUAGAGGAUGGAUCAUUGAAGUUGGUGAUGUUUCAAGUGCACACAGUCUGACCCUGCAGGAAGCCCUAAGAGAAGGAUUUAAUCUCCUGAUUGACAGCCAAAAGAUGACCCUUCAUGUGCCCCUGAAUGCCACUGGAGUAACUCACUAUGUGCAAGGUAACAGUCAUCUCUACACGGCGCUUCUGAAGUUUUCAUUUGUGUCUCCUGGGCAGAAGAUCAUCUUCUCCUCACAAGCUAUUUGUGCAGCAGAUCUGUCUGUGUUGUGCAAUGCCACUCAUAUGACUCUUGGCAUACCAGAAUUUCCUGGGAAGCUGACAGCUGUGAGCAUUGAAAACAGGAACAUCCCUAUGAGUCAGCUGCGAGACAACGGGAUCGGUAUAGAAACAACAAAUGGCUUGAGACUACACUUCAGCAAAACUCUUCUCAAAACCAGAUUCUCUGAAAAGUGCCUACUCUAUCAGUUCUACUUAUCUUCACUCAAGCUGACCUUUUACUUUCAACUAGAUACAGUAUUCUUGGUGAUUGAUCCCGAGUGUCUCUGUGAGUCACCAGUUUCUGUAGUUACCGAAGAGCUAUGUACCCAAGAUGGGUUUAUGGACUUUGAGGUCCACAGCCACCAAACAAAGCCAGCUCUCAAUUUGGGUACCCUCAGAGUGGGGAGCUCAUCCUGCCAGCCUAUCUUCACAGCUCAGUCUGAGGAGUUGAUACGGUUUCACAUACCCCUGAAUGGAUGUGGGACAAAGCGUAAGUUUGAAGAUGAUAAAGUUAUCUAUGAAAAUGAAAUUCAUGCUCUUUGGAAAGAUCUUCCUCCAAGCAAAAUAUCCAGAGAUAGUGAAUUCAGAAUGACAGUGAAGUGCUAUUACAAAAGAGGUAACAUGCUUCUAAAUGCCAACAUCAAAAGUCUUCCGCCUCCAGUUGCCUCUGUGAAACCAGGUCCACUUAUGUUGAUCUUGCAAACCUACCCAGAUAAGUCCUACCAACAACCUUAUAAAGACAGUGAGUACCCGAUAGUGAGAUACCUCCGCCAACCAAUUUACAUGGAAAUUAGAGUCCUCAACAGGAAUGACCCCAACAUAAAGCUGGUGUUGGAUGACUGCUGGGCAACAUCCACUAUGGACCCAGCUUCUCUCCCUCAGUGGAAUAUUAUCGUGGAUGGCUGUGAAUACGACCUGGAUAACUACCAAACCACUUUCCAUCCAGCUGGCUCCUCCGUGACCCAUCCUCAACACUAUCAGAGGUUUGACGUGAAGACCUUUGCCUUUGUAUCAGAGGAUCAGGCACUCUCUACCCUGGUCUAUUUCCACUGCAGAGCUUUAGUCUGCAAUCAGCUCUCUCCCGACUCCCCUCUGUGUUCUGUGACCUGCCCUGCCUCAUCUAGGCACAGAAGAGCCACAGAGGCCACUGAAGGGGACAAAAUGACAGUCAGCCUCCCAGGACCCAUUCUCCUGUUUUCAGAUGACUCUUCGUUUAGAGAUGUCGUAGACACCAAAGGGUCCGGGAUUGCUGGAGAUGUUACUUCAAAAGCAGUGGCUGGUGGGGCUGCCUUAGUGGGCUUGGUGGUAACUCUAGGAUUUAUCUAUUACCUGCGUAAGAAAAGAACUGCAACCUUAAAUUGCUAAAUUGAAUUUGCAAAU